Notolabrus celidotus (New Zealand spotty) is the source of this 2866-nucleotide messenger RNA. It is a transcript of the gene armc10, whose product is annotated as armadillo repeat containing 10. Lineage: Eukaryota; Metazoa; Chordata; Actinopteri; Labriformes; Labridae. Gene Ontology annotation, cellular component: mitochondrion. Bases 292 to 1332 code for a protein of 346 amino acids. The transcript is spliced from 6 exons. The record is from RefSeq and is a predicted model, not a curated record.
UACUUGUUCCGGUCCAACCUGGCAACACGAGCUUCCCGGAACAAGGGAACUAGAUCAUUGUUGACAACUGUGGCUUGUCUGCAAACUUCUUCAGUUUACAGAACAAUGCGUUCACUGAAAUUGCUGUGGAUGUGUUUAGUGGUGAUGUCGAUUGGUUAUCCUCAGUACUAGCUGACUCAGCCGCCAGGUUAGCUAGCUGCAGAGUUAACAGAUUUGAGUCGUAACAUUUCAGAGCAUCUGGUGGUGCGCGUUAGCUAGCUAGCAGGGCUUAGCUAAAGAGAUUGCACCAGCAUGGGUGAUGGAAGUAUUACUCCCAGGAUCGGCAACAUGAGGGCUUUGCUUGGAAUAGUUGCCGGAGCUGGAGCCUCCUAUGGGAUAUACAAACUCAUCAGCAUGGGAGGCAUGAAAAGAAACAAGAAAAGUGUCCCCAACGAAAGUCCUGGUAUCAGGAGCAGCUCGCCCAGUGAAGUGACCCUGCAGCCGGGCAGCCUGCUGGCCAAAGUGUCUGGACUGGACGUGGUCUGUCCCCGACCUGCGGAUGUAACAUCUGGUGACAUCAUCCAUCAGUCCCCUGACAACCUGGACCCACAACACCUGAAGAUGCUGCUGUCAUGUCUGCAGUCCAGCACUAAUCCAUCUGACAGAUCCAAGAUCCUUGUUACAUUAGGAAAUGCUGCUGCCUUCACUGUGAAUCAGAAUCUAAUCCGGGAAUAUGAAGGGAUUCACAUUAUUGCUGGUUGCCUCUCUGACUCUGAGCCAGAGGUCAGAGUUCAGACUCUAAAUGCUUUAAAUAAUCUGUGUAUGAACAUCCAAAACCAAGAACAAAUAAAGGUGUAUGUGCCACAGGUGGUGGAGCUGAUUGAGGUGUCACCAGUGAAUUCUGACCUUCAGCUUGGUGCUCUCAGGCUGCUGACAAACCUCUCAGUCACAGAUAAACACCAGCACUUACUGAAGGAUUCAGUUACACUUUUACUCUCUCUGCUUGUUGUUAGCAAUGAAGCUUUGCAGGUCCAGGCUCUGAAAGUUCUGGUGAAUUUGUCAUCUAAUCCAGAUAUGAUGGAUGACAUUGUUCAAGCUCAGGCCCCAGCCUCUGUUGUGCUGCUGUUUGAUGCUCGGACAGCCUCUGCAGUGCUUCUGCGACUGCUGACCUUUGCAGGGAACUUAAAGGCCUGGAGGCCGUCUGCCCAGGUGGCUGAUGAACUGAGGCGGAAGCAGGAUUGCCUCUUCAGGGUCAUGUUAGACGAGUCCUCCCAGCUUCACAGCAGACUGGUUCAACUCCUUUCUCACCCUGAUGGGGAGAUUCAAGCCCAGGUGGCUCGUAUCUUGACGUAGACCUCACAUUCUGCACUCUUGAACCAUGCACAGCUUUAGCUUUUACACACCUCACCAAAGCCACACAUAUUUUCACUUUGAUUCUAAAUCUGUUGACAUUAAUAUCAUAAAAGAGCAGGCUGCUUUGCCUCCCGUGGAUUGUACAGUGUUUUCUCCUGCACUCUCUUUAAGUGUUCCGCCGAUCAAAUCUGUUGCCACUCACAGCUAAGUUAUUUAUUUUGCCUCACAAACCGCCCUUCCCUGAUGUCUAAUUUCUUUCACUACAUUUAAUUUAUUAGCAAUGAAUUACAAGAAGCAGGAAGAAACCAUUUGUGUCCAUGUUUUCUUCCUGCCAACAAGAGCUUUCUUCUCAUUGCCAGAGACUAUUUUCCUUCAAAGCUCCAGAGUGCCCUUCCUUCUGAGAACUUGACCUGCUUUUCUGAAGGUGUAUUCCAGGUGAAAUUUCUUAAUCCAAACCCACUGCCAAACGUUUUCUAAGAGAAUGUGUCUGAAUGACCUUUGCAGCAUGAGAUGAACCGCUCUGGGAUUCAUAGCGACGCUAAGACGGAGAGCUGAAGAGAUUUUGUGCUGCAUACCUGAGCAUGCCUUGGAGACAUAGAUGAAUGGAUUUAUUGCUGCUCCAGUCCUCACUAAAUGAUCAUUUGGCUUGUUGGAUUUUAAAGAUCUUAAUUGAAUGACAGAGGGAUGAAUUGUCAAAUUUUUCCCUCAUAAGAGUCCACAUCAUGACUUAAGAGCCAAAGUAAGGUUAAGAUGCAGGAUGUUUGACCCGUGAUGUUUCUAAGUAGAAGGAAGAGCUUGGAGUUAAACACUGCUUCAUCUACUAUGGUGGGAACCUGCGAAGGAUACAGCCUGGGUUAACUUUAGAAAGAUGAACUACCCGCAGAUGUGAAAGCCCAGUGUUUAUGUAUUGUUGCAUUGCAUCUCUCAGCUGCAAAUCCUGCAGGAAGGAGAAGGAGGAAGUCGCAGGGGAGAGGAUGUCUGGACUGCUGUAUCCAUGUGAACAACCAUGCAUUGUGCAGAUAUUUAACUUGAAAAGAAUUGGAAGAUGUGUUUCUUUCGACUGUAUUGAAAUAUUUUCAUUUGUAAAGUGGCUAUUCCAACACUGAUUGAAUGUUAUAUGAAAGGCGUCUGUUUAUUUGGGCCCUUAAUGUAGCAGUACAGAUGUUGGAGGACUGGAGCUGUGAACCUGACUGCUGACAUUUUAACAAAAUAUUUAAAGAGAGAUGGUUGUAAAGGGGAAUAUAUCGCAUGAAAAAUGAUGAAAAUCUCAGAUUAUGAUUUUUAUGCAAGGAUUUUAUAGCAUGAGCCAGACCAGGUGUGAAAAAAUGCUGCACAUUUUUACGUUUUGACUUUGUUAAACCCAAAUCCUACAGAUUUCUCAGGCUACAUGGUUUACCAGAUCAGAAACAGCAGGAGGCUGAUUUACUUGUGACCUAGAUUAUUGUAUUUAUUCAAUGACGUUAGUCAGCGUUUUGCCUACAAAUGAAGAAUAUGUUUGUUCUGUGUGGUUCAAUAAACACACAAAAUGACUCAU